Cadophora gregata is the source of this 3760-nucleotide messenger RNA. RefSeq lists its product as uncharacterized. The coding region runs from base 1015 to 2877 and encodes 620 amino acids. The transcript has 3 exons. The record is from RefSeq and is a predicted model, not a curated record. Gene Ontology annotation, biological process: carbohydrate metabolic process. Lineage: Eukaryota; Fungi; Ascomycota; Leotiomycetes; Helotiales; Ploettnerulaceae.
UUGGAGUCGUCUGACCCCUCCAGCCCACCUUUCCCCACAAUACAGUAAUACCUAAACCUGAAGACAGCUUCCCCGGAUCUCCUCUCCCCACUUCCUCGUUACUACAUUAUUGACUCCAGAGCGUACCUAUCAUGUUCACGUAGCAUUUGUAUUUCCAUCCAGCAUUUCUUUCAACGCCAUGCAUUUCUCUUCUUCUGCUCUCAUCAUUGGCGCAAUUUCCCUUGGCGAAUCAUUUGCGGAAGCUGCCAAAUACGAUGGCCCAGACUACGAGUCCUUACCCCUAGAUACCAUCUUUCCUGGCCCUUGGGAGAGCAACAUACGUGCCCCUGUCAACAAGUCGCACAUUACGCCCGUGAGGAUAUUUGGUUAUGAGGGCGCGGUUUCGGGUGCAGAAGCUGUCCUUCAAGAUUCCGAGACGGAGGGCAUAAGUUGGGUGAUCAGCACUGGAGGCUUGAUCACUUUCGAAUUUGAGGAGAAUAUCGCUGGGAAGUAAGUGCUACAGAUUGCUAGAGAAGGAAGGCAUUUCUGCUGACAGGAUUCAGGGUUUGCUUCGAAGUGGAAGGAAUUGAGAAUCAUCCCUACCUUGUUCUCGCAUACUCCGAAUCUCCCUUCUUCACAGGUCGCGAAUGUGACGCGACUGGCGAUGCGCAAGCACGCGACCUGCCUCUAGCAUUCUCGAUAAAUACGACGGGCACGAAUUGUGUGGGUGGAGGGUACACCAGAGGGGCUUUCAAGUACCUGACGGUCUUCAUACCCGAGACUGACAUUCCUACGGAGGGAGGAUACCUCUGGCAUGAUGGGCACUUGGCCCCAAAGAGAGAGCAUACUGCUGUGCAGAAAAAAUCCUGGUAUAGCAUACUUGGCCAGAAAUACUUAGGAUGGAGCUCCCCUUCCAAGAACGACACGUCGAAACAGCCUGCUGUUACCAUUUCGAAACUUUGGGUCAACUGUACUGCAUUCCCCUCAAAUCCGAAUGGCCGGGCAUAUACUGGAUAUUUCGACAGUUCCUCCUCGAUGCUGAAUCGUGUUUGGUAUGCAGGUGCUUGGACACUACAGCUUUCGACGUUGGAUCCAACAGAAGGAGGAUCCCUGAUUGACUUCAAUCGCUUUUUUGAUCACAACACUGCCCCGCGCGGGGCAUGGUAUUCGAACUAUACCAUUGCGCAUGGGAAGACUGUGACUACAGAUGGAGCCAAGCGAGAUCGAAUGGUCUGGCCAGGAGAUAUGACUAUCGCCGUGCCUGGAAUUGCUGUUUCCACUUACGACAUGCUGGCUGUGAGGAAUGCGUUGGAUAUUAUCUAUGAACGACAAUAUUCCGAUGGAUCUAUGCCAUAUGCUGGACCGCCUAUGGGCGCUUUCGGAGAGUUCAGUGAUACAUACCAUCUUCACACUUUGAUCGGAACUUUUGAGUACAUUCUGUACACUGGAGAUCUAGACUGGCUGAAACCGAAGUGGGAUGCCUACUUGAGAGCACUAGUUAUCAGUGUCAAUAAGGUCGAUAGCACAGGACUUCUCCACGUGUCGUCUACAAACGACUGGAUUCGGCCAGGAAUGACGGGUCACAAUGUCGAGGCAUCAGCGAUUCUCUACGAAGUGCUUGGAAACAGCAUUAAACUAGCAAAAUGGAUUGGCAAGAGCACCUCAUCAAACGAUGAAAAAUGGUCAACCACGCGUGCCAGGAUUCAACAAGGCAUCUCAUCGAUCCUGUACUGUGAGCAGGAUGGUCUCUAUGCUGACAAUCUUGGACGACGUGGCUGCAAUGGACCUGAGAAGGUCCUGCCUCAAGACGGCAACAGCUGGGUCCUCAUGUCGAAUGUCUACACAUCUGACUCUGUUGCAUACAAUGUCUCCGAGAAUCUACGGAAGCGAUGGAUCAAGUAUGGCGCUCCAGCCGUAGAAUUCCCAAACGUCAUUUCUCCAUUUGCAUCGUCUUUCGAAUUGCUGGCCCACAGCGCAGCGAACAACAAUGAUGCCGCUGUAGAACUCAUCGAACUCAUGUGGGGAUAUAUGCUUGACGGUCCAGGAAUGACCAACUCGACCCUCCUGGAAGGCUACAGAAUCGAUGGCUACGUGCACUACCCUGCCUACUGGUCCCCAGCUCGGAAUUCCCACGCUCACGGAUGGGCCGCUGGCCCUACCACUGUCCUCAUGCAAGGUAUUCUAGGCAUCAAACUCCUUACUCCUCUUGGAAAGACGUGGGAAGUCACUCCCCAACUCACCAAGUGGCUGAGUUAUGCUCAAGGAGGCUUCGCCACCAAGCUGGGCAAAUUCGAAGUUUCCGUCUCGUUGAUGCACAGUCUCAGCACAGGCCGUAAAGUUGAAGCCCUGAAUGUCACGUAUCCAGCUGGUACAGCAGGUCUUGUAAAAUGGGGCGGCAAAGCCCAGAUCCGUACGGAAGACAUGAGCAAUAGCUUGAGCGUGUACCGACACUUAGAUAUUUUGACUAAGGCUGAUGAGGAGUGGCAGACGUGGACUGCAGACAACCUUGAAGACUUCGUAAAAGAUGAUACCUGGGUCAGACCACGGAUUGAGGAGAGGCCCGAGGGAGUAGUUAAUUGGAAGCUAUUGGAGGAGAAUUACGUUCUAGCGGAGCAGAAAUUCCAACCCGCUUCGAUUAUGAACAUGGGACAGAUGGACGAUUGGGAUCCUAGUAUUCUCGUCAUGAAGCCAGAAAGAUCGACUCAUGUCCAAGAAAAUCUCGUAUCAUCUACAGAGUCGAGCAAAACGAAACUGGAUGAUUCCAAGACGAUGCUCAUGAAUCUGGAGGAUACGCAAAAGGUGCGCUUGAAGAAAGAGCGGCUACGUCAGGAUCGUGAGCCGAUGUUCCAAGACCAACCGCAUCUUCACGAGGUUUUUAGAAACAUGGAAAUGCCAUAGGGGCCUAGGAAGGAUGAUGCGACCUCGCGACUUAGUGAGGGGGAUCAGGAGAAGAGUGCGGGUCUGGAGGUACUUAGGGAUGGAUGCAAUGGAUGCUGUUCUUAGGCGGCAGGCGAAGCAGACGGAUGAGGGACGACGUGAGGCGAGAAGGGACUUUUAAGAAUGGGUUUUGACUGAAAUGGACAGUAGAUCUCAGGACUGAAUAUUUAUGAAAGCAUCCUUUGCCAAGGACGUUUGGAAUUGAUACUGCGAUCCAGAACCAGGUGGGAUGAGGAAUUGCUCAAAGUUCUGCUCAAUCCAUUCAUCAUCUAAGCCCUACAUAAUUCUUCUUGAAAUGUGAAGAGCCAUUUCUGCAGAAGUAGUCGACCUUCCCGUUAUAGAGACCGGGAGACCAGGAUAAGGAGGACGCGCAGGGAAACUUUGCUCCUUGCACAGUACGCCCCUUUGUAAGAUCAACAAUAGCCUCUUUCAUUAGCAUCUCUCGCCGAAAAUUGCUAUCCUCCUCAUCUUAUGCUAUCAGCAAUGUAACAUAUUUGGUACAUCCACACGCAUCAAUUAUGGAUCUCCCCAAGGUCAUAAAAAGGUACACCGUUUCUUGAGUCUAGAAAAUGAGCAGCAAAAAUAGAAAUGAGUCGCAAACUCAUCCUGAUCAUCCUGACCAUCUUGCUCCUCGUCGCCCUCAUAUCUAUGCUGUGGCGGCGCCAUAUCACCUCUCCCUUUUCUCAGGUGACGAAAAUAGCUAUGUAUACCAGCACACUCUCCCAAUCCAUCGCUGAUAUUACUUUUGAGUUCGAUAAUCCACGUCUUCUCCGUGAGGAAGUGCUUUACUUCUCCGAUCAUGCAACCGAGUUCAACUUCGCUCUGCAUGGUCCAGGAACAAAGG